GUUUUUUCUUUUGGAAUACAACAUCGCCCACAAAUGGAAAAUAGAAUACAUUCUGCACUAGAUUUAUUAUUAAACGAGGCUAAUGAUUUGUGUAUUGGGACGCAAAUAGCUGAACUGCAUGCCAUCCCGGAUGCCACAGAAUUCGCCCGAGAUUAUUAUGCCAAACAGCAGCCUGUAGUUAUAAGAAAUGCGGUGAAGGCAUGGCCUGCUGUGAACAAAUGGGGACCAGAAUAUUUCAAACAAAAACUGAGUAACAAAAUUGUGGAUGUAGCUGUUACCCCCAAUGGUUAUGCUGAUGGUUUGGCUGUUAGAUACGAAGAUAAAAAGGAGUACUUUGUUUUACCUUUGGAAGAACAAUGUACAAUGGAGGAAUUUUUGGAAAAUAUAGACAAUCCCAUGGGUGCCGUAUACUAUAUACAAAAGCAGAAUUCGAAUUUUUCAUUGGAUUUUCCAGAACUUAAGGAUGAUAUUGAUGCUUCAGUUUUGAAAUUUGCUGAAGCAUCAUUUAACAAACCACCAGAUGCUGUUAAUUUUUGGAUGGGUGAUGAAAGGGCUAUAACAUCAAUGCAUAAGGAUCCCUAUGAUAAUUUAUACUGUGUUAUAUCUGGUUAUAAAGACUUCAUACUGCUGCCGCCACACUGUAUGCCCUGGAUACCAAAGCAAUUAUAUCCCACCGGGGUGUAUAAACGUAAUUUGGAAACAAACCAAUAUCAUAUUGAACCUGUAAUGUGUCCCCCAGAUGAUGAGAGUGAAAAUGGCUUUAUCAAUGAUCCCAUGUCAACUGAGUGGAUAAGCAUUGAUCCCUUGGCUCCGGACCUAUUCAAAUAUCCACAAUACUCAAAAGUUAAACCCUUGAGGGUCCGUGUGAAAGCUGGUGAUAUGCUUUAUUUACCCAACUACUGGUAUCAUCAUGUCAGCCAGAGUCAUAAAUGUAUUGCUGUGAAUUUCUGGUAUGACAUGGAGUAUGAUAGUCGUUAUUGUUACUAUAGAAUGUUGGAAGAAUUGACUAAAACAAAGCAAACUUGCGAAUAAAAAUAUUGCUGCACUGUAA
Messenger RNA from Calliphora vicina (urban bluebottle blowfly), 1051 nucleotides. RefSeq names its product Jumonji domain containing 7 (gene JMJD7). Lineage: Eukaryota; Metazoa; Arthropoda; Insecta; Diptera; Calliphoridae. The coding region runs from base 34 to 1032 and encodes 332 amino acids. Gene Ontology annotation, molecular function: 2-oxoglutarate-dependent dioxygenase activity. The transcript has a single exon. The record is from RefSeq and is a predicted model, not a curated record.